UAUUAGUCCGUCAGAAAACUUCGCAGCGAUAACAACAAGUGGCCCCCAAAUAAGUGCGGUUUGUGUUGUGUCCGUGAUAAACGAAAAAAACGAAUUAAUUAGUUGGAGUGAAACAGUGAUAUUGAACAAGCAGUGACAGAAAGAGACGAAGAAUUAACAAUGAUGACGAUUAGCGAGAGUCAAUAUUCAUCGAAUAAAAUGUCCAGUAUUCACAAGAUCAACGACCGUGUCGUCCACAGGGACAGCUUCGACGACGUCAAAAGUUCUUCCAGCGUCAACAGUUCCCUCAUCACGAAACGAGGCUUCAAACCAUCAGAUAUGUUUGACCCUAAAAAAAAAGAGUUCUUAACGAAUCUCAGUUAUAAAUUGUUCCCUGUAAGUUGGAACGACGUGGACAUACCCAGCAGCGAAACCUUACUUCCGGAACUUGCUGAAGAUCUGGAUACCAAGCCGAUCAUCGUUGGUGACAAGGAAGUCGAUUUGAACAAGAUCUUCACACCCGCUCCAGACGCUGAGGAGCAUACCAUUAAAAAAGAUCGCAAGUUUGAGAAAACAUUCGCAUCAUCAGCGUUUUAUGUACCCGGAGUGCAUCCCACAGUCAAGGAACAAAUGGAUCUUGCACGAGCCAUCUCCAAGUCCCUGUCCGAUUCCAGCAACCACAUGAGCAAGGGUCAAAGCAUGUACGUUAACAGGAAGAAACGAUCCGUGAAGUGGGUACAUGAGGGCCGAGGACGCAACACAUCCAAUACAUGCGCGUCGGUGUCGCCCGUUGCUAACCACGACACACCGUAUCGUCCGCCAUCAAGUCUGCGAAACCAAAAAACUUAUCCGAAAUCAGCCCUGAAGCACACAUCAAACUUACCAAAAAUGGAGCCUUUCCCAGUAACACCGCCGACAAUAACAAUACAAGAUAUCGAAGUAAAAGUACCAUUGGCCCCAACCAAGUUAAACGACGUCUACGCGUCGCCAAAAAGCCCGCGCUUGCCGCUCGUUUUCGGCCCGAAUUACAACGUGGCGCCGCGAGGCUGGGGCGAAAUGAAAGAUUACUACCGGCCAGUGUCACUAGAUGGCGUUGGUAACGUAAAAGCCGGUUACACAGAUUAUUAAUGAUGUAUAUUGUGGAUUACAGGCUCACUGUGAAAAUAUAAUAUAAACGGAUUACCAAUGGGUAUCGAUAUAAAGAAAAUUUUAAAACUUUUUAAGUUAAUUCAUUAAAAAUUGUUAUAUGCGUUGUAUUUUUAAGCGAUGUUGGAUACUCAAUUAAGUUUAUUUAAUCUGUUAAGAAUAAAGAUUAAAAAUUAAAGUUAUCUUAUUAUAUUUUCGAAAUUAUGUAUAGUUUUAUGUGAAAUAAAACUAAUAUCAUUUUUAAAUGUUUUAAAAUAAAUUUGACAAGACAUUUUAUUGCAUUGUUUUAGUUAAAUUAUUAUUGAGCAUUUAGAUUGCGUACCAAAUAUUAACUAUUUUUCUUUAUUAAUUUAUUAAUAAAUCUAUCGUAAUCAGUUUUUUUUUAAAAUAAAUGUUGUAUAUUGACUAGUCAUAUUGUAUUUUAUAAUUAAAUAACAUACAUAUAAAACAUCUUGUUUGGAACUACACAUUGCUUAUGUUUUUUUUUUUAAUAAUCUGUAUGUGUCAGCAAUUUCGAUGUCUGACAAGAGGUUUCUAAUAUUUCUUUCCUUUACUGUCGAAUACAGAAAAAUGCUCGUUUUUUAAAUAUAAUCGUUGAAAAACAGAUGAAAGUAAUAUAUAUCAUUAAUUUAUUGUUUAAAUGAUAAGUUAAUAGUUUCUCUGUAUACAAUGUUAUUUAUUUUAUGUGUCUGUGGUAUUUUUGUUUACUACUUAAUUUAAAAUAAAUCAAAUAAGGAUGU
Molecule: messenger RNA, 1865 nt
Organism: Vanessa tameamea
Lineage: Eukaryota; Metazoa; Arthropoda; Insecta; Lepidoptera; Nymphalidae
Exons: 6
Coding region: 160-1107 (315 amino acids)
Source: RefSeq, a predicted model, not a curated record